AUGGCGAAUUGGGAAGAACUCCCACGAGAUAUCCUGGGACUCAUCGCUCGACGACUAGCGAUAGAAGACUUUCUAGCUUUCAGAGGGGUGUGCACCACAUGGCGGUCCGCUGCUCCCAAAGAGACGUACAGCGCGAAAUCGAAAGCCCCUUGGCUCAUGAUUUCUAUCCUUGAGCAAGUAGCAGAGUUCUUCAGCCCAUCUAGAGGAAAAACUUACAAAGUGCCGUUGCUACAUUUGUGGGGAGGCCAGGCCUUGUCUCCACCAGGAUGGAUAUUCGUGUCAACCUUGGACCAUACGUACCAUAAGAAGUGCCGUAUCUUCAAUCCUCUUUCAAGCGUCAGCAUCGAACUCCCCACCUUGGAGAAGCUUCGCCACAAGUCAUGUCUCGGUGUGGAACUCGAUGAGCAAGAGAGGUACCUGUGUGAGUCCCCUGGAAUCAACAUGAUCGCGUUGUCCUCGAGCCCCUCUUUGUCCAGGAGCUACACGGUCAUGAUCUCUUAUUCCGGAUCACCAGGGCUUGCCUUCCACAGAUCGGGAGAAGAUGCGUGGACGGUAGUGAGUCCAGCAGGGCAUCUGCCUUGGUCGAGUGUCCUUCAACUGAUUUAUUAUGAUGGGCUAUUUGUGGCCUUAGAUGAGCAUUACCAAAUCACAACUCUCGACCAGAGAGAGCGUCGCAUGCAAUUGCGACUUGUUCUAAGGCAGAGAUUUCAAGACUGGCCGUAUCUCGUGGAAUGUCGCGGCUCAUUGUUGGUGGCUUGGAACAUAUGGGGCCAAGGGUAUAGGACCGUAAAUAAUUUUCAAUUCGCAGUUUUUGAAGUGGAUUUGGAGAAGGGAACUCAGGAAGAGGUCAAGAGCUUAGGGAAAGCGUCUCUCUUCUUGAAUAACAACUUUUCGUUCUCGGUGGAGUUCAACGAGACUUGUCUUCCCGGGAUUAAGCCAAACUGCAUCUAUUUUCCUGACUACUUUAUGAAGAAGACACGCUGUUAUAGCAUGGAAGAUGGAAAAGCCGAGACGUACUCCUAUCCUACUGGCUGUCCCUAUUUUCCAGGCCAAUCGUUCCAACCCGGUUUUUGA
Messenger RNA from Rhodamnia argentea, 1074 nucleotides. Its product is annotated as F-box/kelch-repeat protein At1g57790-like. Gene Ontology annotation, molecular function: protein binding. Lineage: Eukaryota; Viridiplantae; Streptophyta; Magnoliopsida; Myrtales; Myrtaceae. The transcript has a single exon. The record is from RefSeq and is a predicted model, not a curated record. Bases 1 to 1074 code for a protein of 357 amino acids.